Rotaria socialis is the source of this 468-nucleotide messenger RNA. The record is from the annotation of a GenBank genome assembly. Lineage: Eukaryota; Metazoa; Rotifera; Eurotatoria; Philodinida; Philodinidae.
AUGAAUAAGUUCGUCAUUGUCGUCGUUCUCGUAUGCUUGGGAUUAGUCUCAGCUGGUCGUCAUGGAGGUCCACCGGAAAAAUUCGGCGGCGGAGGAGGAGGACAUAGCGGUGAACGUUAUGGUGGUAGCUCAGGCACGCUUGCAUCAAAAGCAUGCGCCAACGCAACUGUUGCCCAAUCACUGGUGACCCAAAUGCAAGCACUCAUUACACAAUUGACCAGCAAUGGCUCAUUUACAGCUGCUUUACAACAGCGCGCGCAAGAACUGGCGUAUUACAAUAAUGCCGCCAAUACACCACUUCUUACAUCGAAUUGCACUCAGUAUUUCGCUGGCGUGACUGCAGCUACCGCACUUGAUAAAGCUGCUCAAAUGGCACAAAUUCAAUACACAAAUGUCGCCAACAAUCUCAUACAAGGAAUCUUUAGAUCUGUUGGAGUGUACUAUAAGGGUGGUAGAUAUGAAAAAUAA